Molecule: messenger RNA, 1040 nt
Organism: Ornithodoros turicata
Lineage: Eukaryota; Metazoa; Arthropoda; Arachnida; Ixodida; Argasidae
Gene: TBC1d7
Product: TBC1 domain family member 7-like
Exons: 6
Coding region: 51-887 (278 amino acids)
Biological process (GO): activation of GTPase activity; negative regulation of TOR signaling
Molecular function (GO): GTPase activator activity
Source: RefSeq, a predicted model, not a curated record
UCGUUUGUAAAUGGACCGCCAGGGUGCCCAAGGACGCGAAAGCAAACAACAUGGCGGCCGAGAUCAACUUUCGGUCUCACUACUACGACAAAGUCGGGUUUCGCUGUAUAAAUGAAAACAAAUCCAUAGAAGCACUGCUUAAUGAGAAACCUGUCGACCCACAAAAGCUCCUUAAUUUCUGUAGAAAGUUCUGCGUGCCUUCUAUUCAUAGACAUGUGGUCUGGAAAAUACUGCUGGGUAUUCUGCCAACGUAUGAUGCUAGCAUACAAAGGGUUGAAGACGAUCAGAAAGAGCAGUGGAAGUGUCUGAGAAAUGCGUUAGAAAUUAUGCGUAUUGUAAAUGAAACAACUCCUUUGCCCGAUGCUAUCGUCUUGAUGUACCUUCUUGGUGAAGGGAAACUAAAUCUGGACAUUGAACAGCAGCUGCAAGAAGAAGAGAUGCAACACCUUCGAAGUAUUGCUUCAGCAUUUUCUGAAAUUUGCAAUUCCGAGCAAGAAGUUUAUUGGAUGACGAGAAACUUCUGGAAGCUCCUGAAAGGUCUCCCGACUGAUACGUCCCUAAUGACGAAACAGAUGGAAGACAUUCUUGAUAAAGAAGAUCACGAAUUGUAUCAGCACCUCAUUAAGGUUAAGGCGAUGUCGGUACUCCCAGUCGACACAUGGUUUCAGAGGUGCUUUGCAGACGUCCUGGACACUGAUGCAUUGGUGAGGGUGUGGGACAGAGUCGUUGGGGGAUCUACGAAGAUACUACCACAAGUUGCUACAGCACUGCUAACAUCAAUACGUUCGAGUCUCAUGCAUCACAAAACAGCAUCCGACAUCCUGCAAGCCAUAGAAAAUGUUCCUAAAGAAGCUUCAAGUGCUAUCAUCAGCAAGACUCUUGCCUAAGUUCAUUUCUGUGAAUUUAUUAUGCAAACAUUUCUCAUUUCCCUUGCUGCACAAAUUUGCACUACUUCUAGUUUCUUUCUUUUUUUUUUGCAAAUAUACAUAAUUCGUGCAUCAUAAAGAAAUAUUUCAAGGAAAAGUGUGUCUCGAAGUUUG